AUGGCAGAGACUGCCGGUCUUGUUGUCGGUGUUGUCACCCUCGCUGGCCUUUUCAACACCACAGUUGAGUGCUUUGAGUUUGUCCAGCUCGGCCGCGCAUUUGGAAAGAGCUUCCAAACCAGUCAGCUCAAACUGGACAACGCAAGACUUCGAUUGUCGCGGUGGGGCAAGUCUUUGGGUCUAGAUGAUGUCCGAAAUACGGUAUCGCUUCAGGGGCGUUUUGGGUCGGAGGCAAACGUCAAGCACGCUAAAGCCUUGCUGGGCCAGAUCGUAGAACUGUUCGCGGAAGCUGAAGGUGUGUCGAACAGAUACAGGGGCCGCACAGAGCCUCAGGACAGCAGCCUUGCGGUAUACAAUCCACAAAUCGACCUGGAUCCGGCGAUGGCUAUGCUCCAUGAGAAAAUGCGCCAGCUAGCCAUUGAGCGCCAGAGCUGGUCUGGUAUACGGCAAAAGGCCAAGUGGGCGUUGUAUCAGGAGAAGCAGUUUAGACGACUGAUUGAGGACAUCACAGAGUUGGUCGAAGACUUGGACGUCCUUUUCCCCGCCGUUCAGCAUUUCCAGCGCGACCUCUGCGACAUCGAAGUAUCUACCAUCGGGGAAGGUCAAGGCAUGUCUGUAUUAAGAGAAAUUGCCGCUACGCAGGACAAACUGUUAGAACAGGCUAUCAUGAGGAGUACGCAGAGUGCGGACAAGUCGCACCACAUCAUCUUUUCAGGCAGUGGUAAUACUGGCCUUCAGCUGGGCCAUAACUCUGGCACAAUGUCAGGGUUCACAUUUGGGAGAGCCAAUUGA
Alternaria atra is the source of this 792-nucleotide messenger RNA. RefSeq lists its product as uncharacterized. The transcript has a single exon. Bases 1 to 792 code for a protein of 263 amino acids. The record is from RefSeq and is a predicted model, not a curated record. Lineage: Eukaryota; Fungi; Ascomycota; Dothideomycetes; Pleosporales; Pleosporaceae.